Messenger RNA from Triticum turgidum subsp. durum (durum wheat), 1584 nucleotides. The record is from the annotation of a GenBank genome assembly. Lineage: Eukaryota; Viridiplantae; Streptophyta; Magnoliopsida; Poales; Poaceae.
AUGGCUAUGCAGGUUGCAAUGAUGGCCUCUAGCCCACCAAAGUUUUACUUCCCAUCUAGGAAAAGUGAUGGUUGGAGCCACCACUGGGUGUCAAAACGGAGCUACCAUUUCAUCAUCCCCGCGGACGCAGACUGGGACCAGCAUUUCGGCACAGACGCGCUGCUUGGACGCAGCGACCACCUCCUCCAUGGCCUCAUCCACUGCAAUGGCUUUGGCCACCUCGUCGCCCUCCGCGGCCGCGACGGUGGCUCGGCUUUCCUCUCAGGUCAUGACAUAAUGGAUAUCUGGGAUCGCCUCUGCUCUGCUCUCCGUGUCAGGGCCGUGUCUCUGGUGGAUUUUUCUCGGAAGCACUCUAUGGACCUCCGCCUCCUGCUUGGUGUGGCGAAUGGUGAGACAUGGUUCACCCGCUGGGGAUACUGCCUUGGCAGGAGAUGCUUCAACAUGUCUACCUCCGCCUAUGCCACUGCUUUGGAAUCUCUGGCUUCACUGCAUGUUGACCAUCUUCGCAGCCGACAUGUCCGUCGUGUGGUCACCAUCUACCGGCGCCUAUCCAGCAAGCCUCUCAUCACUGUCCGCGAGUUCCUCCGCUGCCUCCUUGACUGGAAACACCAUGAAGCGCCCCUUUCACCACCUCCUAAGCGUAUGCUCAAUGCAGCAGAGGUUGUUGUUGAAAAGCUGCUUGAGCAUGGAAAUGAUGCAGAGAUGACAAGGCAGGCAGUGCGAGAUGCUGCCAGGGUUGAGAUCGGUGAUACUGGUCUCCUCGACUUUGUCAUCAAGUCCCUUGGUGACACCGUUGUUGGCAACCAUAUCGUGCGCCGUCUUCCCAGCACUGUGACGCGUGUGCUCACGUUCAGCCUUGAGGAAUGGGGAGAGCCAGUGCAGAUGGAUGUUGAGGUACAGAACACCCGUCCUGCAGCACCGUGGCCGAGCACAGUGGAUGUCGAGCGGGAUCUGCGUGCCGUCUACCGGGCAAUGGUGGAGGCGCUAAGUGGGGCAGCACAGGCCGUGCUGGACUGCAAGCACUGGGUGAAGUGCUGGGGCCUUGGGGAUGAGUCUGACGAUCAGCUAAGGUUCCUCGUUGAGUGGCGACCGCAACCUUGGGAAGCUGCUGAGCUCACACGGCCACUGCCGUCAGGGGAGAUUGUCGUGGUGCCAGUCCAUACAUCGAUAGGCGAGCUUAUCAUCGAGGCAGAGCGUGCGCUGAGGGACACGUACUGCUUCUUUGAGGAGUUCCAGGCUGAGACGCUCGACGGCAUUACUGGGGAGAAGUGGGAUCCAGUGGUGCUUGGUGGAGCAGAGUCCGGGGACACGAUCGGCGUGCAUGGCCACGGAGCGGACAUGGAGACCGGGCUGCGGUGCGAGGGCGGGCUCGACAUGUGGGAAGUGAGGUGUGUGUGCGGUGCGCGGGAUGAUGACGGCGAGCGCAUGGUGGCGUGCGACGCUUGCGAUGUAUGGCACCACACGCGGUGUGUCGGCCUUGUGGACAGCGACGCGGUGCCGCCAUUGUUCCUGUGCAUACUCUGCGGCGGCGCGCUCCUAGCAGCCGGCCCGAUGCUGGAGGAGGCACUAACGCUAGCCAAGUGA